AUGUUUUUUCUAUGUAAUACAUAUUUAAUAAAAGGAGUAAAAACAAAAAGAAAAUAUGAAUUAUAUUUAAAUUACAAAAUAAGCAUUAUUAACAAUAAAAAAAAUAUAAAUCGUUUAAACUGUUAUAAAAAAAAAGUAAAAGCUAAAGAAUUAAGGAAAUUAUCAACAGAAGAUCUUGAAAAAGAAAUAACAAAGUGUAGAUUAGAUAUUCAAAUGUUUCAGCAAAAAGGUUUUUAUGAUAUACAUAAUUUUAAUAUUCAUUACGAAAAAAAUGCCAGAAGAAAACUAGCACAAUUGUUAACGAUAUACUAUGAAAGAUAUUUAGAUAACAAUAUAAGAAUAAAAACAUAA
Messenger RNA from Plasmodium gallinaceum, 351 nucleotides. RefSeq names its product apicoplast ribosomal protein L29 precursor, putative. Gene Ontology annotation, molecular function: structural constituent of ribosome. Gene Ontology annotation, biological process: translation. NCBI's taxonomy places the organism in Eukaryota, Apicomplexa, Aconoidasida, Haemosporida, Plasmodiidae. The coding region runs from base 1 to 351 and encodes 116 amino acids. Gene Ontology annotation, cellular component: ribosome. The transcript has 2 exons. The record is from RefSeq and is a predicted model, not a curated record.